UUUAGAGGAUUUUGCAAGACCAAAGGACAUACCAUCACCAAACCUUUCUUUCUUUCUCAGAAAUGUAAUACGAUGCACCUGCUCCAACCUCAAAAAACGCCUCAGCGAAGUCCGCGACGGGAGGAUGUUACGGAUUUCUCACCUGAAAUCGAUUCUCGUGAACAUUUUUGGCUGACAGUUAAUAGCGACGCGCCAUUCUGAAUAAAAACUUUUUGCCGCCUUUUAUUUAUUUAACCGCGAAACUUCGUUGCGAUGUCUUUACAGUGGCAUUAUGACAGCGUGGAUCGGCGCGGAAUUACGCUUUUUAGUCGAAUAUCGCUGCACUUUAUCGUCGCGGCUUGCGCGAAUAUGUGUUUGAUUUAAAGAAACAUCAUUAUAGAAAGGUAGGCUACUGUAUUUAUUUCUCCCUUUUCUUUUUUUGGGGGAAAAAUAUGCGGAUUAUCUGAGCAACAAGCUUAACCGUACGAUGCGCACAUGCCCAUUGAAAAACGCAUCAUUCAGUUGCGCGGUCUUUUUGGAGAAACCCUCAACAUAUUCUCUCAUCAACCCUUCCUUGAUUGGGUCUAUGGCCAUUAUUGAGAUCAAAUCUGCGUUUGUUUACCUACAAAUACUCUGAAAAGUGCCCUUUUUCUCAUCCCUAAGAAACGAAAAGGAGAUCAUGGCUUGCUUUCCAUGGCGAGUAUUUUGGAUAAUUCAAGCGCUUGUGGAUGUGACACUUUCACAGGAAAUUUACGCACCUCAUUCCAUCAGAAUCGAGGGGGACCUGACCCUGGGUGGCCUUUUCCCAGUCCAUGCCCGUGGGGUCUCCGGGGAACCGUGUGGAGAUAUCAAGAGGGAGAAUGGGAUUCAUAGGUUGGAGGCGAUGCUGUACGCCUUGGACCAAAUUAACAGUGACGACGAGCUUUUGCCCAACAUCACUUUAGGCGCUCGGGUUCUCGAUACAUGUUCCCGAGAUACGUAUGCUUUGGAGCAGUCGCUUACUUUCGUGCAGGCUCUCAUACAGAAAGACACGUCGGAUGUAAGAUGUACAAACGGGGAGCCCCCGGUGUUUGUCAAACCCGAAAAGGUGGUCGGAGUCAUAGGGGCUUCGGCGAGUUCAGUGUCCAUUAUGGUUGCAAAUAUUCUGCGACUGUUUCAGAUUCCGCAGAUCAGCUACGCUUCCACUGCCCCGGAACUAAGCGACGACCGGCGGUACGAUUUCUUCUCUCGUGUGGUACCACCCGACUCUUUCCAGGCACAGGCCAUGGUGGACAUAGUGAAAGCGAUGGGAUGGAACUAUGUAUCUACGGUGGCCUCGGAGGGAAGCUACGGUGAGAAAGGAGUUGAGGCCUUCAUGCAGAUUUCUAGAGAAGCGGGUGGAAUCUGCAUAGCUCAGUCCCUGAAGAUCCCACACGACCACAAGCAGGCCGAUUUUGACAAGAUUAUCUGGCAACUGCUCGAGACACGUCACUCCCGGGCGGUCAUUAUUUUUGCUUAUGACGAGGAUAUCCGGGGGAUCCUUAAUGCCAGUAAAAGAGCAGAUCAAGUGGGCCAUUUCCUGUGGAUAGGGUCAGAUAGCUGGGGAGCCAAGAACAGCCCUAUUCAAGGCCUGGAGGAUGCCGCCGUUGGCGCCAUCACCAUCCUGCCAAAAAGAGCGACUAUUUUUGGUUUUGAUGCCUACUUUAUGUCACGUACGCUGGAGAACAACAGGAGGAACGUCUGGUUUGCUGAGUUCUGGGAGGAGAACUUCAACUGCAAGCUCUUGAGCUCUUCCAAGAGAGAAGACACUAGCAGAAAGUGCACAGGGCAAGAACGAAUAGGAGCAGACUCCAAAUAUGAGCAGGAAGGGAAGGUGCAGUUUGUUAUCGAUGCAGUCUAUGCCAUGGCCCACGCCCUGCACAACAUGCAGAAAGACCUGUGUCCCGACCAGUCAGGCGUGUGUCCUGAGAUGGAGAUGGCUGGUGGCAAGAAGCUCUUAAAGUUCAUUCGCUCGGUCAGCUUUAAUGGGAGUGCUGGAACAUCUGUUACUUUUAAUCGGAAUGGUGAUGCCCCAGGACGAUACGAUCUUUUCCAGUACCAGAUAAGCAUCAAUAGUACUCCAGGAUAUAAAGUAAUUGGACAGUGGACAGAAACUCUCCAACUUAAUAUUGAAGACAUGCAAUGGCCUAAUGGUGAAACGGAAAUACCUAGCUCAGUUUGCAGCCUACCCUGUAAGAUGGGUCAGCGCAAGAAGAUGGUGAAAGGCAUGCCUUGCUGCUGGCACUGCGAACCCUGUGAUGGCUACCAGUACCAGUACGACGAGACUUCUUGCAAGCUGUGCGCCUAUAACAUGCGGCCAAACCCCAACCGGACGGCUUGCCAACCCAUUCCGAUCGUCAAGUUGGAGUGGCAUUCUCCCUGGGCCAUCAUUCCGGUAUUCCUGGCCAUGCUUGGAAUCAUCGCCACCAUCUUUGUCAUGGCAACAUUCAUACGUUACAACGAUACACCAAUCGUCCGAGCAUCUGGCAGGGAGCUUAGCUACGUUCUUUUAACUGGGAUAUUCCUUUGUUACAUCAUCACUUUUGUAAUGAUUGCUACACCUGAUGUGGCAGUUUGCUCUUUUAGACGGAUCUUCCUAGGGUUGGGAAUGUGUAUUAGCUAUGCCGCCCUGCUAACCAAGACAAAUCGCAUUUACCGGAUCUUCGAGGAAGGGAAGACGUCUGUUACUCCACCUAAACUGAUCAGUCCGACAUCUCAGUUAGCUAUAACAUCAAGCCUCAUCUCUGUCCAGCUCUUAGGGGUUCUCAUAUGGUUCGGGGUGGAUCCUCCAAACACCAUAAUCGAUUACGAUGAGCAGAAGACCAUUAACCCUGACAAGGCCAGAGGGGUUCUCAAGUGUGACAUUACAGACCUACAAAUCAUUUGCUCUCUAGGAUACAGCAUCUUGUUGAUGGUAACAUGUACGGUAUACGCCAUCAAGACUCGAGGAGUUCCAGAAAACUUCAAUGAAGCCAAACCCAUCGGCUUCACCAUGUAUACAACAUGCAUCGUGUGGCUCGCCUUUAUUCCUAUUUUCUUUGGGACGGCACAAUCAGCUGAAAAGCUAUACAUCCAAACUACCACGCUGACCAUCUCCAUGAACCUGAGUGCGUCCGUGGCCUUGGGAAUGCUCUACAUGCCCAAAGUCUACGUCAUAAUCUUCCACCCAGAGCUCAAUGUGCAGAAACGGAAGCGGAGCUUCAAAGCCGUGGUAACGGUGGCCACAAUGUCCUCACGGCUAUCGCACAAACCAAGUGACCGACCCAACGGCGAGGCCAAGACCGAACUGUGUGAAAACGUGGAUCCCAACAGCUAAUUCUCGUUAUUUAUCAGGUCCGGCUGCUAAGAAGAAAUACGUGAGCUACAAUAACCUUGUGAUCUGAGGACCUCCAUCAGAGGAGGAAGGUGAUCGAUGACAGUUCUUGGUUUCUCUCGGCUCUUUAGCAACAAAGAAAAGCUGGAAAAAAAGGCUUUUUUGUUUCCCUCUGUUUUCAUCCCCCUUUUGUCUAAGGGCCCUGACAGUAGUUGGGCCCCCAAACCACUGGCAGAGGAUAUCAGUUGGUUUUCAACACCUUUAACACCUGGAAAUACCAAAACAAAGCAAAAACACCCAUAAAUAACUGAAAAAGAAAUGAAAUCAAAAAAGAAAAAGAACAGUAACAUGGAUGAUACAACUGGAUAAAAUACAUUUUUGUUGUUUUAUUUAUUUUAUUUUAUUUUAUUUUAUUUCCAGAGGGAGGUACUUGACUGAUGAUGAUGUAAAACGUUGGCACAACACGACUGCUUUUCCAUCAGUCAAUGUAUAAGUUUGCACUCGCCGUUAUAGACCUUUGAUAAGGCUCUGAUUGGAAUGUCCAGCUGAUGGAAUGACAUGGCUCCAGAAUGCCAGCCCAGGGCGGCUCCUCCUCAUCUUUACAUGUACUUCCAAUCUGCAUGUUUUUUGGGGGAUUUCCAUACAAAGUUGUGUAAUUCUCUCAGCAUUUCUGUUACCUUUGCUGUUUUUUUUUUUUUUUUCCAGUUGAUGAUUUCUUUAAUAUGUCCUUUCUUUAUCCUUGCCUUUUUUGAAUGCACAUUGUAUUAAAGCCAUAUUCUUCUCUUUGAGCACUCAUUCCAGGAAUUCUUUCAGUUUUUCAAUCUUUAUUUUGCAGAAUUCCCUUGUCCCCACCUUUCAUGAUAAAUGUGACUGUAUGUCUAACUUUUAUACAUCUCCACCAUGUGUGUAAGGGUUUGUAGACCAUCGACUGUGUUCUUAGUGACUUUCAGAGAUGUUGCAUUGGUUUUUCAGUAUUUAAACUUCGGUUAGUGAUGGUGUUUCAGAAAUCUUUUUUUAAAGAAAGUGUUCACGUAGCAGUUGUCAAUGCAUGCUUGAUAUGUUUGAUGUUGAUGAUGAAUAUUUCACCACAACUCUUUCACGCUGGCCUGUUUACAGAUGAUUUUUAAACCUUUAUUGAUUUAGUAAUCUUUUUUUUUUUAUUUAUUUAUUUUUUGUUUUUUAAAUGAGUAUCUAAUUAAUUUCUCAGAUAUUCACUCACUCAAGGCAGAAUAUGGCUUUAAUUUGUCUUGGAAUUUUUAACUGCCCCGGAACUUAUGGAUAAAUUGUGCAAAAGAUAUGAUUAUAUAUUUAAAAAAAAAAAAUAUAUGAAAAAAAUAAAUAAAUAAAAAGCAUGUAUGUUUUAUACAGUUCGAACUAAGUAUAUUCAUGUUGCCCUUGCUGCUUAUGUGCUGAUAUUGUGGAAGACUUUUAUGUUUGACUGUGGUGUUGUCCGAGAAUGUACCAACAUGAAAUAAAACCAUUUGGUUAUUUUUUAUUA
Messenger RNA from Myxocyprinus asiaticus (Chinese sucker), 4808 nucleotides. Its product is annotated as metabotropic glutamate receptor 7-like. NCBI's taxonomy places the organism in Eukaryota, Metazoa, Chordata, Actinopteri, Cypriniformes, Catostomidae. Gene Ontology annotation, cellular component: membrane. The record is from RefSeq and is a predicted model, not a curated record. The coding region runs from base 659 to 3313 and encodes 884 amino acids. Gene Ontology annotation, molecular function: group III metabotropic glutamate receptor activity. Gene Ontology annotation, biological process: regulation of synaptic transmission, glutamatergic; G protein-coupled glutamate receptor signaling pathway. The transcript has 11 exons.